AUGUUUGGGCACGCCUGCGAUGAGCCGAUUGCUCUUGUAGCAGCGCAUCCAUGUGAUUCUCUUUUCUUAGUAUGUACAUAUAAGAUUAAUUUAACUUUGUUAGAUCUUUCAAAGAACCGUUCUCUUCGUACAUUUGGAAUCAAUACAGCUAACCUCAACAAGGAACAAUUACAAAUCGUCAAAUCCAGUCCAAUCGGAUUAUUCUUCAUUGAUAAUUUAACCUGCAGAACACUUCAUUCAAUGAUCUCAUCAACAAUUCAAAAUCUUCCAUCUGAUAAAUUCAUCGCUGUUGUAUUUCCUAAAGGCAUGUUUACUUUUGAUUACACAUGCAUUGAUUCUAAGUUCAUUCCAUUCGAUAAUAUUACAGCCACUUACGCUGCUCAAGCACCAGAUGCAAUUAUUUUGUGCGAUCAAUCAGGAGCAGUGUAUAACUUCUCUCUUAUAACUUCAUUACUCACAAAGAUUCAUACUACAACAGCGCCACCUCUUGGCGUCUUUGUAGGCGCGAGUAAAGGCGAACCAUACGGAAUUAUCAUUCCUACAACAUCUGGCGUAGAAUUCGUCAGACUAAACAACCAAUCUCCAGCUCCUCUUAAUAUUGAAGUCGGUCGUAACUUCGCAUUUGAUCCUUAUACAUCAACUUUAUUCUCAAUCAUCGAUAAGCGCUCAGUUAAGGUAUUCCGUGUUGCUUUGACAAGAGUAGAAUGCAUUGGCGAGUGCAGUUUCUCAGCAGUUGCCUUUGGUGAGUCAAAAGGAACAAAUUAUAAUUUACAGCAGAUCGCUCCAUGCUUCUUACCUUAUUCUCCACCAAACAAACCGCUUUUCUACGCUCUCUGCGAUCAGAACGCAUUAUUCAUUUGCGGCGUUUCAAAGCCUUUGAUGCGUAUUGAGAAUUUCCCACCUCCACAGAUUCGUAAACUUAACGGCUCCUUCAUGGCCGCACAUCCAACAAAUAGCUCGAACAUUAUCAUCGCUUACGAUAACAAUCUUUUGAUUGUCGAUAUUUCAGCGCAUCUUCCAACAGUUGUUCCAUCAUUACCAAUUCCAAAGGCACUUCGCUCUCAAUUGCAAUACGACGGAGGCCUUUUCAACGUCAUCCGCCGUGGAGAUUUAACAAUUGUUGUCGAAAGAUGCUCAAAAGAGUACCAUGUCUACGAUAACUCCCUUCUAAAGAAGGAGAUACAGAAAGGCAAAGCAUACGAUAUCGUUCCUGGACCAGGAAAGAACUUCGCAGUUUUAAAUAUUUCACCAGAAAAGAAGAAUACAGCUUCUAUCUCAAUAUACAGCGAACCAAAAAAGCCACAAGAUAUUACAGUACAAGUUCCAGAUGGUUACAGCUCUAUCCAGCGCUUAAUUUCCUUUGGAGAUUAUUUAGCUGUUAUUUGCUCCGAAAACGAGACAGAUUUAUCUCGCAAUCCACAAAAACGUCCGAAAUCAACAGCUCUUGCAUGGCGUUGGACCACAAAAGAGCCAGUUCCACUUGAAAUUUUCGGAACUUCAAUGGCAUGCGCUGGAGAUGGCUACGUAGCUGCUGGAUCACCUAAUAUGUACGCACUCUACAAGGUAGAAGACGGAAAACUUCACUACCUCGCUACAAGAAACAUAGCCCCAAUUUCAAUGAGAUUUUACAAAGGUUCACUUUUCGUAAUUUCUAAUGAAGGACUUUACAUCGACGAUAUGAAAAGUGCCAUCUUAGUGGCUGUACGCUAUUCCCAUCUUACAUCAGCCGAUAAGAAGGGCACACGUAUACCAAUACGCGCAUCAUGCAUCAUGAAGAUAGAAGACAAGAGCAUUACUCUUUGCGACAACAACGGAAUCGAAUCUGUUAUGGGAAUGCCGGAAAGAGUCGAAGUUCCCAUCAAAAUCAACUUGAUCGACAAGCUUGCUGCUGCAAGCGAUGCAUUGGAAAAGAUGAAAGAGGCUUUUCCGAAGGCAUCUGAGGAAGAUAAGAGACAUAUCUUGCUUCUUAUGCUUAGAAAUGUCGAUUGGUCUGUUGUAGAAGAGUACUUGACAGUGUCAGAGAAAGCAGGUACUGAAAUGGUACUUCAGAAUGGAACUGAAAAUAUAGAAAAAUUCAAAGCGAUGCUCAGCGAAGAAUUGGAGCUUGAUAUGUAA
Trichomonas vaginalis G3 is the source of this 2115-nucleotide messenger RNA. RefSeq lists its product as uncharacterized. The record is from RefSeq and is a predicted model, not a curated record. The coding region runs from base 1 to 2115 and encodes 704 amino acids. NCBI's taxonomy places the organism in Eukaryota, Parabasalia, Trichomonadida, Trichomonadidae. The transcript has a single exon.